AUGUCUGCUAAUAUUUCAUCUCUCGAAUCCCUUGCAUUAAAUAUUCUAAAAAAUUCAUCCGUCGAAAAAAUAGCAAAAGGCGUUAAUGUUUCAGAACUUGACCCAUGCUCAUUAUGCAACCGAGAACUUUUUUUGUAUGAAAUAAAAAAUCCGAUUACCAUACUCAUCUGUGGUCAUAUAUAUCAUCGUGAUUGUAUCGAAAAUUCUAUCAAAAAACAUUCAAUAUGUCCAAGACCUGAUUGCAAGAAGGAGAUAAAAACUAUGGUCGAGAGCACACCUGGAAGUCUAUAUACCGCUGAUCCAAUGAAUAUAUCUCCAGAUUUUACAAUAUUUCAAGAUACGUUCCAGAAAAAGCGUGUUAGUGAAUCUGCCAUAAUAACGGAAAAUUUUGAAAAAGUAAUAGAAGUCAAUGAAAACACCAAUAAUUUUUUGUAUCAUUAUAGCAAAAUUACGCAAACUGAAUCUAAAAGUGAAAUAGCAAAAUCUGAAACAUGGGAACAAGCUUGCUUGGCUCUUGUUAAUGACGAAAUCCGGAAACAACUUCCAGAUAAUAUCACCAAUGAUGCAUUGAAAAAAAGAAAGGAGAGAGCAGGAAAAAUAUAUAAUUUAUUUGUUGGUAUUG
Messenger RNA from Ambispora gerdemannii, 622 nucleotides. The record is from the annotation of a GenBank genome assembly. NCBI's taxonomy places the organism in Eukaryota, Fungi, Glomeromycota, Glomeromycetes, Archaeosporales, Ambisporaceae.